Messenger RNA from Amphimedon queenslandica, 567 nucleotides. RefSeq names its product 60S ribosomal protein L36-like. Lineage: Eukaryota; Metazoa; Porifera; Demospongiae; Haplosclerida; Niphatidae. Gene Ontology annotation, cellular component: ribosome. The coding region runs from base 40 to 381 and encodes 113 amino acids. Gene Ontology annotation, molecular function: structural constituent of ribosome. The record is from RefSeq and is a predicted model, not a curated record. The transcript has 3 exons. Gene Ontology annotation, biological process: translation.
CAGAAGUUGACCACGAGGCUCUUUCUUUUUCAGGACAAUAUGGGGAUCCAACAUGAAAUGUGCGUUGGGCUUAAAAAGGGGAAGAAGGUUACCCCCAUUGCUAAGAAAACCAGACCCUCCUCCAUGAAAGGGAGGCUUGGGAAGCGAGUAAAAUUUGUUCGAGAGAUUGUGAAAGAGGUUUGCGGGUUGGCACCUUACGAGAAGAGAAUGGUCGAGUUAUUAAAGGUCCAGAAAGAUAAGAGAGCUCUCAAAUUUGCCAAAAGGAGGCUGGGAACUCAUCGUCGUGCUAAAAAGAAGAGAGAAGAAAUGCAGAAAUAUCUCCAGCAACUAAGAAAAGCUCAGCACGCAGCCGGCACAGCUGCAGCAAGUGGUACAUCUUAAACACCUGUUGUUUAGACACCAUUAAUAAUAUUAUUAUUGAUAAUACUUUUGAAAUUAUAAAAAUGAUAAAUGACUUGAGAUCUGAUUCUAAUAGUAUGUAAUGUACAUAAUAUUGAGUGUAUUUCUUAAUUUGUUUGUGGUAGUUGCUAAGAUAUGUUCUUACAGAGAUAAGAAUUGUUACUGGUG